Messenger RNA from Ostreobium quekettii, 951 nucleotides. The record is from the annotation of a GenBank genome assembly. NCBI's taxonomy places the organism in Eukaryota, Viridiplantae, Chlorophyta, Ulvophyceae, Bryopsidales, Ostreobiaceae.
AUGGUGGAGGGCGCGCGGGGGAUUGCGCACGAUGCGGUGGCCAUGUUGCAUGAGCGCAUGGGGAAGCUCGCCAGCAGGGAGGGCAUGGAGAGGGCCCUGCGGUUCCGGCCGCGGCCGGACGACGUCUUCGUGGCGGCCUGCGGGAAGGCGGGCACCACGUGGAUGCUGCAGGUUUGCCAUGGGCUGCGGACGGGAGGCAGUAUGGACUUUGAGGAGAUGUGCCUGGAGGUGCCGCACAUCGAGCUCGCCUGGGACAUUGGGUACGGUGACCUGGAAAAGGCGCAGGCGGCAGCGCCGCGGCUGUACAAGACGCACCUCGACUACCACCUCACGCCCAAGGGGGCAAAAUACAUCUACAUCGUGAGGGACCCGAAGGACAUGGCCAUCUCGUUCUUCCACUUCUUCCAGGGCUGGCUCUUCCAACCCGACGAGCUGUCCCUCGAGACCUUCCUGAGGGAGUUCGUUUUGGCCGACCACGACAAGGGCGGGGCCUUUUGGGGCGGCAUCGCCUCCUGGUGGCCCCACAGGGCCGACGCCAACGUCCUGUGGCUGCACUACGAGGACAUGAAGGCAGACCUGCCGGCGGCAGCGCGGCUGGUCUCAGGCUUCAUGGGCGUAGGUGUGGGUGACUACGGACUGCAGGAGCUCGUGGUGAAGCAGGCCAGCUUCGAGUUCAUGAAGCAGCACGAGGCCAAAUUCGACGACAGGCACGUGAGGAGGUCGCGCAACGAGGCCAUGGGACUGCCCAAGGGCGCCGGGCUGGAAGGCCACUGUUCCGGAAAGAUACGCGAAGGGAGGGUGGGGGGGCACAAAGCCAGCGUACCUCCAGAUAUUCUGCGGCAGUUGGAAGAGCGGUGGUCGACGGAGCUGCUGCCCUUAACGGGAUACAGGACAUACGCAGAGAUGAGAGCAGGAGUGAACCGGGAGCUACAGAGGUCGUUUGCUGCAUGA